AGCUGGGGGACGAGACGCGUUAUAUACGUACUAACUUUAAACGGCUCUUUUCAAACCUUCCAUAGACAUAAAAGGUGAUAUGGUGAUCCAGUGGCUUAUAUUUUGUCUUGGCUGUAUCUUGGUUCAGGCAGCGCAGAAGAAAUCAGGUGGACAAGGCAUCAUCAACAUCAAAGCCGAUCUUCUGAAUCUUAAGAACGCAGUCAAUACUCUGGUUAAAACCCAAACAGCGUUGAAAGACUACCUGCAAGAAGAAUUAGCCAGCAUACGAGACGAGGUAUCAAAUCUACGGGACGAUGUGGCCAAUUUAAGGGAUGGUGAAUCCAACGUUAGAGACAAUGUUCUUGAGAUCAAAGAAGAUAUGAUUGAACUUAAGAAACAGUUCGAUGAUACUGAUGUCAGCAAAGGGUCUUCACAAGGUUUGUGCAAUGCGACAUUGGUGGCAGCGGAACUGAAACAAGAUUUCAAUGGUAUAAAUGCACAAAUGAACAACGUGUUGGAUAAAUGUGAGGCAGUAGCACGAAGCAAUUGCACAACAGCGAAGUAUGGAGAAGUUUCAGUUUCACCAGGAGUAACUUGCUUGGAUAUUCAGAAAAGGCGUUUACCAGAAAUCUUGCCAUCGGGGGUGUAUUGGGUGACACUUGGUAAUCCAGGCGUCCAACAGCUGUAUUGUGACAUGGUGACAGAUGGUGGGGGUUGGACAUUAGUAUGGACAUACACGUUUACAGAUUAUGCAAAUUUUGAUAGUUUUACCAAUGCGGUUACUCCUCACCCAUCCUGGAUUGAUAUAGGAUACACUACAGCAAAUACUCCAGUUUCUACAAGCCCUCCUCUAUCUGAGACGCAGCUUGGAGCACUGGAGUUUGCGAAGUGGGGCCGAAUCGGAAGUGAAUUUAUGAUGAAAUCAAAUAUCAACCAAUGGGUUGCGUGUACUCCAGCCACUGGGAGCUUUGUUAAUUUGAGAAGUGGAUCAUUGGAUUGCAGAAUGGUGAAAGUCGUCGCCAGUGAAUGCACCACUGUAGUCCCUAACAGAAUUCAGAUCCAUAAUGCAAGAGGCCCAGCACUUUAUGCGACGUCUGAUUACUUUUUCUUUGACACAAAUAAACAAUCAAACUGGCCAACACAUGAUCCUUGCGGAAGCGGCGCUUUAAAUCAUAUUAAUGAUGUAGUUAACCCAAGUGGCAGCAUAUUUCUUCGCUGA
Messenger RNA from Owenia fusiformis, 1198 nucleotides. NCBI's taxonomy places the organism in Eukaryota, Metazoa, Annelida, Polychaeta, Sabellida, Oweniidae. The record is from the annotation of a GenBank genome assembly.